Anolis carolinensis (green anole) is the source of this 3728-nucleotide messenger RNA. It is a transcript of the gene ttf2, whose product is annotated as transcription termination factor 2. Gene Ontology annotation, molecular function: ATP-dependent chromatin remodeler activity; ATP binding; zinc ion binding. Bases 117 to 3635 code for a protein of 1172 amino acids. Lineage: Eukaryota; Metazoa; Chordata; Lepidosauria; Squamata; Anolidae. Gene Ontology annotation, biological process: DNA repair. Gene Ontology annotation, cellular component: nucleus. The record is from RefSeq and is a predicted model, not a curated record. The transcript has 23 exons.
UGGUAGAUCAGGAAAAUGGGAGGGAGGAGGUGUUACUCAGAGCACUUUGUUCCCUCGGAAUUGAACCGGGUUGAGGAGAAGCGAGAGCAGAGAGCAGUUUAGCUGCUCCCCCAUUUAUGGAAAAAGUGGUGUGCUCCGCGCAUGGGCAUCCCUGUGUUUUGAAGACGGGCAUCCGGGAUGGCCCAAACAAAAACAAAAGCUUUUACAUGUGUGGUGUCCAAAACCAGCAAUCGUGUGGAUUUGUGCUCACUACAGAGCUUAGCCCUUCUCAUUGCCUGGUACAUGAAGAAUAUAUAGUGGACCUACAAGUUUUGAUGAAGGAACAGGAGAAAGAAACAUACAGGCUGUUCUAUCGAUGCAGUAAAGCUAAAGCAGAAGGGAAACAAUGGUGUGGAAGUGUCCCAUGGCAGGAAUCAAAAGCCAAGACAAUCCCAACCAAACCACAUCCUCAGCAAAUGCUGGGGUUGAUCGAUGAUCACAAAAAUCAAAGAAAUCCAUUCAAAGUACCAAACAAGAACCAAGAAUUGUCAUUUGUUAAGGAACUGAAUGGCAGAGAGGACAAAAAUCAAAAUAGAAAAGGACAUGAGAAAAAAGAAACUGUAGAGUUUGGCAAGGAGAGCAAGGAAGCCUUUCAGAAAUUAUCAUCUGAAUCCAAAAGAAAAGAGCUUCUAACAACACUAAAGAUCAAGAACACACACUUUGAAGGAAAAUGUGAGAAUUCAUAUGCAGGAGGAAUAGAAAACCAAGCAAAAUCAAGUGAGGCCAUGUCUGUAAGGGAGAAAGUGACAUCUCUGAAUGAAUACAAACAUCUGGGUAAAAAGGCCGAGAUGCCCCCUGGUCACACUGGACAUGGUUCAACUGUGAGAACUUCUGGAGUUGAUGUGCGGAAAGAAAAAAGAUCAGAACAGCCAUUGCUAAAUUUCAAGAUCCAGAAAUCUAGUGGCAGGCCCAUUGAUGAGAUACAGACUGGCAAAGGGGUUCCAGAAACCUGCAAGGACAAAAGUAUAACAAUGAAAACAAAUGGCCAUUGGGGCGCUAAAAAAGAGACAGGAGUGCCUAGGGAUCAUGUAGCUGUUCAGGAAUUGACAGGCUCAAUUCCUGGCGCACCCCACAAAGCAAAUCCAGAGAAAUCAUCAGAGCUGUUACAGAUGGGAGUCACUCCGGGGGAGAAAGACUGUAAAAAUGUUAGAGGUGGUGAAUGUGAUAAAUCUGUGCCUUUUGAAUUACCUGUUGUGCAAGGAUUUGAUUCCCAACAAAGAAAAGACAGCAGUCAAAAGAAAUUAUCUCCCAUAUUGCCAGAACUUUCCUCUUUUCAGAUCACAGAAAAUGUGGAUUCCAAAGUAUUUUACCACCAACUUUCAGUUCAGCUGGAAAAGAAAAAGAAAACUUUGAAAUUGGUGAAUGUGCAGGCCCUGCCAGAUAAAGGUGAACGAUUAUUAAAGCAAGUGGAGGAGCUGGAAUCUGCACUUAGCAAUCUGAAUUUGGAGACAGAAGAAAGUGCAAAGGGUGGAGAAGUGAACAUUAUCCAUCAGGAAAAGACUGAGCAAAACCCCAUGAAGCAGCCAACUACUGAGUUGAAAGGAGAGUCACAGCCAUUCCAAAAACACCAUGCAGCCAGUUCCUUGGAGCUCUGUCUUCCUUUGGGAUCUAGUCAACACUUCAGUAACACUACAGAGGAUUCCCAUAUUCAGGCCCUUUAUGGAGGACGAAUGACUGAAGACCGUCUCCAAGCUGUCUACAAUGCCACGAGUGACGCAAUUAGUCAGCUCCACAAAUCUCUUGAGUCCUGCCCUACAGAGGAGACAGUGGUUGAAGAUCCACCUGGGCUGAAGGUCUCCCUGCUGUUACAUCAAAAGCAGGCACUUGCUUGGCUCCUGUGGCGGGAAAAUCAGAAACCUUGUGGAGGAAUUUUGGCGGAUGAUAUGGGCUUAGGGAAGACUUUAACAAUGAUUGCUCUUAUCUUGGCCCAGAAACUUAAACAGAGAGAAAAAGGAAAAACGAAAGAGAAAAAACUAGAAAUGUGGAUGUCAAGAAAAGAUUCCACUGUUGUCAAUUCCUGUUCCACUCUGAUUGUGUGCCCUGCAUCCCUAAUUCAUCACUGGAAAAAUGAGAUUGAAAGACACGUAAGAAGUGGCAAUCUGAAAGUCUGUUUGUACCAUGGACCCAACCGAAUUAAGAAUACUACUGUCCUUUCUGAAUAUGACGUUGUUGUGACUACUUACAGUAUUCUGGCUAAAGAAAUUCCUACACAGAAAGAAGAAGUAGAGGCUGCUGCUGAAGACUUUGUAGUGCAGGAUAAAUCGCUUCCUUUUUCUCCCCUGCCUUGGAUACACUGGGCUCGAAUUAUACUGGAUGAGGCUCACAACAUCAAAAACCCCAAAGUGCAGGCCUCAAUGGCGGCCUGUAAACUGAGAGCUACUGCCAGAUGGGCUGUUACUGGGACACCCAUUCAGAACAAUCUCUUGGAUAUGUACUCUCUGCUCAGAUUCCUUCGCUGCUCUCCUUUUGAUGAAUUCAAGGUGUGGAGAAAUCAAGUGGAUAACAAUACAAGGAAAGGAGGAGAGAGAUUGGCUAUUUUAACCAGGAGUCUCUUAUUGCGAAGAACUAAGGAUCAGUUGGACUUAUCUGGCAAGCCCUUGGUCUUGCUUCCUCAGCGUCAUACUCGCCUACACAGAUUAAAACUCUCAGAGGAGGAACAGUCAGUGUAUGAUGUUCUGUUUGCAAGAUCAAGAUCAACACUGCAGUCCUACCUCAGACGACAGGAGGCUCAGUCGGGGACAGGAUCAACUGGGGGCAAUCCAUUUGAUAAAGGAUCACAGCAGUUUAGGCCGAAUCAACAGGACCCUAUGGGCAAGAUCAGCCAAGAUAAUCCCCCCAUCUCCACUACCAUUCACAUCUUGUCCCUGUUGCUCAGACUCCGUCAGUGCUGCUGUCAUCUUUCUUUGCUGAAAGUGGCUCUUGACCAGGCAAACCUGGCCAGUGAAGGCAUCUCUCUUACUCUAGAGGAGCAGCUCAAUGCUUUGACCUUGUCUGAACCAGACAGCAGCGACCCUCAGUCUGUGGUCUACCUCUUUGGUGCAGCUUUCAGCGUGGAACUCUUUGAAGCCACCAGGCAGAGCACUAAACUCUCACAUCUCUUGAAUGAGUUGAAGGCUAUUCAAGGUCAUUCUCAGAAAAGUGUAAUUGUGUCUCAGUGGACUAGUAUGUUGAAGGUUGUAGCAGUACAUCUGAAGAAGCUUGGGCUGAAAUAUGCUACCGUGGAUGGCUCUGUGAAUCCUAAACAGAGGAUGGAUGUCGUUGAGGAAUUCAACAACAAUCCCAAAGGUCCUGAGGUCAUGCUAAUUUCUCUUCUGGCUGGAGGUGUUGGUUUGAAUCUGGUUGGUGGAAACCAUCUCUUUCUCCUUGAUAUGCACUGGAAUCCAGCAUUGGAAGACCAAGCCUGUGACCGCAUUUACCGUGUGGGGCAGAGAAACGAUGUCACAAUCCACAGGUUUGUCUGUAAAAGGACAGUUGAAGAAAAGAUCUCUGAGCUGCAAACCAAGAAAAAAGAACUGGCUCAAAAAGUACUGUCUGGAAAAGGCGAUUCCUUCACAAAGCUCACCCUGGCAGAUCUCAGGCUCCUUUUUGGCAUUUAAAAUUUGGUUCUCAUUGCCACCCUUCUCUAGUUUACAUAGUUUCCUUUUAAACGUUGUGUAUAUAUUUUAAAUAAAGUGACUAUUUUUGUCCUA